CUGGCGCCCGCCUAUCCCGCUGGCCUGGGCGCCUUUGGCGUCUACCUACGCGGCUACCACGGCGCCCUGGCGGAGUGGCUGGGGGCCUCGGCCCGCCGCAGGCUGCCGCUGGCCGACCGCUACGCGCUGCUGCACUGGCACAACCAGGUGUACCCCAGAGAGGUCCUAGGGCUGGUGGACAUGGUUGCCCUGGAGAACGGGGAGCUGGGGCCCCUUCUAUCCCCUGGCACCCUGCGGGGUUUGGAGGACGAAUGUGUCACAGAUGUUAAGGCUCAGACCCGGGCAGCCCUUCUUCGAGUGCUGCAGGAGGAUGAGGAGCACUGGGGGAGCUCGGAGGAGCAGCCCAGCAGCCUGGCCCAGGAUGUGUGUGAGCUGCUGGAGGAGCACACAGAGCGAGCACCACGCAUCAGCCAGGAGUUCGGGGAACGGAUGGCCCACUGCUGCCUGGGGGGGCUGGCAGAGUUUCUACAGAGCUUCCAGCAGCGGGUGGAGCGAUUCCAUGAGAACUCAGGAGUUCGGGAGCUGCCACCUGACACCUACAUCAGCAGGACCAUCGCACUAGUCAACUGUGGGCCCCCUCUGAGGGCUCUGGCUGAGCGCCUGGCCAGGGUGGGGCCCCCUGAAAGCGAGCCAGCCCGAGAAGCUUCAGCUAGUGCCCUGGACCGUGUGACCCGGCUGUGCCACCGUGUCCUGACUGACCUGCUGUUCCAGGAGCUACAGCCGUACUUCAACAAGCUGAUGCGCCGGAAGUGGCUGAGCAGCCCUGAGGCACUGGAUGGCAUCGUGGGCACGCUGGGCGCUCAGGCCCUGGCCUUGCGCCGGAUGCAGGACGAGCCUUACCAGGCGCUGGUGGCCGAGCUGCACCGGCGAGCGCUGGUGGAGUACGUGCGGCCCCUGCUCCGCGGGCGCCUGCGCUGCAGGUCGGCGCGGACCCGCAACCGCGUGGCCGGGAGGCUCCGGGAGGACGCGGCGCAGCUGCAGAGGCUGUUCCGGCGCCUGGAGUCCCAGGCCUCAUGGCUAGACGCUGUGGUGCCCCAUUUGGCUGAAGUCUUGCAGCUGGAAGACACGCCCAGCAUCCAGGUGGAGGUGGGGGUGCUGGUGCGUGACUACCCAGACAUCAGGCGCAAGCAUGUGGCAGCCCUCCUCGAUGUCCGUGGCCUACGAAACACAGCUGCCCGCCAGGAGAUCCUGGCCGUGGCCCGGGACCUGGAACUGUCAGAGGGGGGAGCCUUGUCACCUCCUAGAGACCAUGCCUUCUUCGCAGACAUCCCUGUUCCCCGCCCAUCUUUCUGCCUUGGCCUCCCUCUCUUCCUGGGCCACCUCCCCCUCUCCCGACUGGCCAGGCCUAAUCUGGCCUGUCUGCCCUGGCCCAGGCCUCCGUCUCCAGUACGGCCCCGGGCCCAACGCUGAGGCUCUCCCAGCCCUCCACCUAGGUGCCCCCAUCUCUGCUGCUGACAAGCCACCCUUCCUUGUGGCCUCCUCCUGACUCCUUGCCUGGGACCACAGACCCCUGGGAUGGGAAGACCCUUAGAGGUAUUCUCACCCAACCCAUAGUCCUUAUACAGAAGGAAAACAGAAGCCAGAAGGAGCAAGGACUUUCCCAAGGCCACAGGGCCCAUUCCCAGCACCACCCCCCUCCAUAGCCCAGUGUGGUGUGUGGUGUUCUGGAAGGCUCUACAGAAAUAUCCCAGCCCUCCCCCUUUUCCCCUCACCUCAAGGUCUGGCCCCAAUCCAAUGUAUUAAGGAAUGUUCGAUACUUAGAAUAAAGAGGUUUCUAUUUAACACAA
Messenger RNA from Otolemur garnettii (small-eared galago), 1787 nucleotides. It is a transcript of the gene EXOC3L2, whose product is annotated as exocyst complex component 3 like 2. Bases 181 to 1410 code for a protein of 409 amino acids. The record is from RefSeq and is a predicted model, not a curated record. Gene Ontology annotation, cellular component: exocyst. Gene Ontology annotation, biological process: exocyst localization; exocytosis. Lineage: Eukaryota; Metazoa; Chordata; Mammalia; Primates; Galagidae. Gene Ontology annotation, molecular function: SNARE binding. The transcript is spliced from 10 exons.